AUGUUGUUGUCGCUUUCAGUUCAGUCAAUUACAUUAGUAUCAUUAGUACGCGGCCGGCAUCUCUGUUAUACAGACGCGUUUUCACAGAAACAACCGAUAAUGCCCGAGGUACAUCCGGCGUUCGCCAACGCGGGGAAGAAGCAAGGACUGGAGAUAUGGAGGGUCGAAGACUUUGAACCGGUUCCUGUGCCGCCACACCAGUAUGGAAACUUUUAUAGCGGCGACUCCUACAUCGUGCUUAAGACCACUGGCUCGAGCCGCCUCUCCUGGGAUAUCCAUUUCUGGCUCGGCGCCAACACCAGUCAGGACGAGGCCGGCUCGGCCGCUAUCCUCUCCGUCAACCUGGACGACGAGCAGUUCCAUGGGGACGCGGUGCAGCACCGGGAGACGCAGGGCCACGAGUCCAGGCAGUUCCUGAGCUACUUCGAGCCGGCGAUAAGGUAUAUGGAGGGAGGACAUGCCUCUGGGUUCAGCCACGUGACCAUCAACGCGGGAGCAGAGAAAAGACUGUUCCAGAUCAAGGGGAAAAGGAAUGUCCGUGUGAAGCAGGUCGAGGCCUCCGUGGCGUCUAUGAACAAGGGCGACUGCUUCAUCCUGGACGUGAAUCACGACAUCUUCGUGUACGUCGGCGACGGCUCCAAGAGCGUUGAGCGUCUGAAGGCGAUCACGGUGGCCAACCAGAUCAGGGACCAGGACCACAGCGGGAGGGGAAACAUCGAGAUAAUCGAUCCCUACUCGAACGAGGGCGAUUUGGGCAAGUUCUUCGAGGCCCUGGGUUCCGGGGACCAGGACUCGGUGCCAGAUGCCACUGAAGGCGGUGAUGAUGAAGAAUUCGAGCGCGGGACCUCGCAAGAGGCGACACUCAGCGAGAUAUCCGACAGAACCGGCCAGAUGGAGAUUAAGAAGCUGAAUGGACCCCUGAAACAGGAGCUCUUGGAUUCCCAGGAGUGUUUCAUCUUGGAUACUGGAAGCAGCAUUUACGUCUGGGUCGGCAGAAAGUCUAACGGAAAGGAAAAGUCAGCGGCGAUGGAAAAGGCGCAACAGUACUUGAAAGCUAACAACUAUCCGGCUUGGGUACACAUAUCCAAAGUGACUGAAGGUUCAGAGCCGACUGCCUUCAAACAGUACUUCGAGGACUGGAAC
Iphiclides podalirius (scarce swallowtail) is the source of this 1143-nucleotide messenger RNA. Lineage: Eukaryota; Metazoa; Arthropoda; Insecta; Lepidoptera; Papilionidae. The record is from the annotation of a GenBank genome assembly.